AUGUUUUACGCCUCGGAGGAAGGGCUACGCACAGCUGAGUUAGCUGGUCGCAUGUUCUACAACCUGGGUAUCAAUUCCCACGGUGAACUGCAAGACAUACACCAACUUCAUACGGGACACGUCGGUGGCGCCUGUCUUGACAAUGAUAUAGAGGCGGCCUACUUGGGCGGUCGCAAUAGGUCGUCCGCUUAUCAGCCCUCAGGGCAGCGUUGCAAGGGCGAUCCGAAUGCGAAUCUUGUUGUGGAGGUUGCGCGACGGGAGUCCGUCCUCAGGCAGGUGUACAAUGACAAACUGCGGGGUAGCAUUCAAGCCAUUAUCACCGCACUAGCUGAUGAACUACCUCGCGACCACAUCUUCUUGCAACUUUUGAAUGAUGCGUCAACACAACAGUACUGUCGCGUUCGAGUCGGAGAAGUCGUUGAAGCAUUCCUCUUCUCAGUUCAGGCCCACCAGUACCACAACUUGGCUUCGGAGCUCGCCAAACGCGAAGUGGAGCUGCUUGCACUCGCAUCGCAGUUGGAGAUGGCAGAAAAACAACCACAUGUGUCACUUACGCCGGGAUCGGUUAAGUCAACACAAACUGAAAGCUACGAAGAAAGCAAUGGUGUCACAGAGGAAAACACGCCGUCGUGUCGCGGCACGGUCGUCGGGGACGCGACCGACGCACAGGCCGAGCUGUUUGGGCUUCUUGAUGAAAUGACUAGAGAACAUGAGCUUGCCAAGUUUCGCGAGUGCCUUUCAGCACCCACCUCAUUACUAGAAACGGUGCAGGCCGUUGACAAGUAUGCAGACAGGUACGAGUACCUUUCCGACAUUGUUUCACACCUUUUUCGCUCCAUUAGGUGCCUCGUUAUGUACGCAGAGGGAUCUCUUAAUAGUAUCUCUGCAUUGCGUCGCGGAUCUCAUAACGUAAGGGGUGUUGGCGGGAGCCGCGGUGCGAGCGCGGGACGAGAGUCAUCCUCACCCCAGUCGCCCGAACAACAUACAACAGAAGAGUGGCAACCGCUCACUUUGGGAGGCUCUCCUCCUCAGAAGGAGCAGCGCGAUUGGCAAAACGCAGAGGUACUCCGAGGGGAACGAAACAGACUAAGAACGCUGGUAGUCCGUCUGAAACACGCAGAGAGCCACUGCGGCAAUCUUAUUCAAAGUAUGUCCACUUGCCAUAUGGACCUGCGCAAGCGAAGCGAGGUGGUGAAGCAACAGACGCAGAGGCUGGCACCGGGAAGCAUAUUAAAUGUCUUCACCGACGUGUCAAGGGGAAAUGAGGAGGUGCUGGAAAAACUGGAUGGAAACAUACAUAAAACAAUCGUGACAAGGCGUAACAAAGCUGAUGAGUGCCACAAAGAGCAGCAAGAGCACCUCGUCCAAUGCACUAUUGAGCUUCAGGAGGCGCACAAAUCGCUGGCGGUAGCAAGGCAGAGGCUGCAGGUAGAAACGGAGAAGCGGGAGCUGACGGACCAAAGGCUACGGGAUGCAGUGAAGCAAUUGAAGUUGGUGGAGCAAGAGUUACAGUUGGAGAGGGAGGCACGGGCCGUCAUGCAACAAAAGUCUCGUGAAAGUGAAGAGCUUCCCGUGAGGCAAGCACUUGAAGUGGCCGAAGAGAUGGACAGGCUGCGAAUGCAACUGCGCGCCGAACGAGUCAGUGUUGUGAAUCACCGCGCGGAAGCUGUGUGCGCGCAGCUUGAGUGUGCUGUACUGAAAGCGUAUACCGCAAAAAUGGACCUACUACAGCAACAUGGUUACAUGUGGGCAGUGUUAGAACAACGGCAUGCAGUACUUUUGAGUCAAGAGGAACUCCGGCACACUCGGAAUCAGGCUUCGUCGACCACGUUAACUUUACGGGAACAGGAAGAGGUGAUGCAACACUGUUGCGAGGACUUGUGUCAGCUGUUGAGGUGCAUGCAGAGGGAUGAAGAUCAGGUGGAGUCAAGGCAGCGUGCUCUGGAAGACGGAACGGAGGCACGGAGACUGGCUAUGGUCGUGCGUAGCGAUCGGGGCGACGAUGAGAACGGCAAAAAGAAUGACAGUGAACAGGUCUCGCCCUCAUGCGACAACAUUGACGGCCAGCAGCGGGUGGAGGAGGACCACGAGGAAGGGCAAGAGGCCGUAUGGCGCCGCUACCGUACGCCCAAAACACUUCCGGGCGUGGUGGCAGGGCUUCAGAUCACCUACAGCGCGUUGCAGCGUCGUCACCUAGACGUCCAGUCUAUUGCAGAUGCCGCACAGAGCUGUGUACAGCAGCAACGUGAAGAGCUCGCCUCGCUUCACGCUCAAUUGAGAAAUCUUGCCACCGAUUACGGCAGGCAGCGAGAGGAACUGAAGCAGUUGUGGGACAAACAGGCUGAGUGGUCACAACAAGACACGCUGAAAGGCCUGCUUGCGAAACAAAAGUCUCUUCUUGCUGCAGUUGAUAAAGAGCGCGAGGAACUCCAUCGUCGGUGGGCGGCACUUAACGAGGAGUAUCAAACAUUAGAAAGGCGCAACUCGCAGUUGCAUGAGCGAUGUGCCGUAAAAGAGGUAGAAAAUGCUCGACUUAUGGGUGUCCUGCGUGUGAAGCACAUAGCCCCCUCUACAUCCUCGAUUGGAAGCGAUAGCACUUGUAAUGACUGCUUCACUUCACAAACUGCCGAUACUCUGCGCCCGUUACAUAUUUCGUCGCCUUUUAGACCUUCUGUAGUUGUGCCAACGGCGCCUUCUACGGAUAAUACUGGGUCGCCGGAGGCCUGUGGAGGUUCCGCGUCCCAAACACCACAAAAGAGAACAAGCGGAAUCGUGACGGUUGCUACGACACCACUGAAUGAUCGACACGAUGAACCGGUCCCGCUAUGCGAAAAGCAUCCACAAGUGCUCGGGACACCAGAUUGGUCAAACAACGUUAGGAAAGUGCCCUCUAGGGUCACUGAUGCUGGAAAUGUGGUUGGAGAGGGCAGAAUGGUCCUGCCGCAGCAAGAACAAGAAGUAGUGCGGCACGGCGCUGAGGCAAUCCAUAGUUGUGGAGGUUCCCCACCAGCCUGCCCGAAUCCGUUAGCCGAGGGGUUAGGUGGUGGGACUGGCAACAUGCGCAGGGGAGUGGUCGCUUGA
Molecule: messenger RNA, 3081 nt
Organism: Trypanosoma brucei brucei TREU927
Lineage: Eukaryota; Euglenozoa; Kinetoplastea; Trypanosomatida; Trypanosomatidae
Exons: 1
Coding region: 1-3081 (1026 amino acids)
Source: RefSeq, a predicted model, not a curated record